Messenger RNA from Lactuca virosa, 1578 nucleotides. The record is from the annotation of a GenBank genome assembly. NCBI's taxonomy places the organism in Eukaryota, Viridiplantae, Streptophyta, Magnoliopsida, Asterales, Asteraceae.
AUGUCGACAGCUGGAAAUUUGAAAGUUCUGAAUGCUCUGGAUGGCGCCAAAACUCAAUGGUAUCAUUUCACAGCGAUAGUGAUCGCAGGGAUGGGGUUUUUCACAGACGCCUACGAUCUCUUCUGCAUCUCUCUUGUAACCAAAAUGCUUGGCCGCAUUUACUACACAAAACCAGGCUCACCGAAGCCUGGAAGCUUACCGCCAAAUGUCUCCGCCAUGGUCAACGGUGUAGCCCUCACCGGAACCCUCGCCGGUCAACUAUUCUUCGGGUGGCUCGGGGAUAAGCUCGGAAGGAAGAAGGUGUACGGAAUCACACUCAUGCUCAUGUGUCUUUGCUCUAUAGCUUCAGGUUUAUCCUUCGGGAGCUCUCCAAAAUCAGUGUUGACCACUCUCUGCUUUUUCCGAUUCUGGCUCGGGUUCGGGAUUGGCGGCGAUUACCCACUCUCCGCCACCAUAAUGUCGGAAUAUUCCAACAAAAAAACACGCGGUGGGUUUAUCGCGGCGGUUUUCGCUAUGCAAGGGUUUGGGAUUUUAGGAGGUGGUGUGUUCGCGAUUAUCAUUUCAUCUGUGUUCAAUUCAAGUUACAAAGCUCCACCGUAUGAAAUCGAUCCGUUGAAAUCAACGGUUCCCGAAGCCGAUUAUGUCUGGAGGAUCAUCUUAAUGGCUGGAGCUCUCCCGGCUCUCCUCACUUUCUAUUCAAGAUCGAAGAUGCCGGAAACCGCCCGUUACACCGCUCUGGUGGCCAAGAACGCCACCAAAGCCGCUUCCGACAUGUCUAAAGUGUUGAAUGUUGAAAUCGAAUCCGAUCAACAAAAAGUAAACGCAAAAUUCGAAGACGACUAUGGGCUUUUUUCUAAAAAGUUCCUCAAACAACACGGGAAACACUUGCUUGGAACCACCACCACUUGGUUUCUACUCGACAUCGCUUUCUAUAGUCAAAAUCUUUUCCAAAAGGACAUAUUCACCGCUAUCGGGUGGAUCCCACCAGCAAAAACAAUGAACGCGAUUGAAGAAGUGUACAGAAUCGCAAGAGCUCAAACACUAAUCGCGCUAUGCAGUACUGUUCCCGGUUACUGGUUCACUGUGUUCUUGAUCGAUAGGAUCGGAAGAUUCACGAUUCAGAUAAUCGGGUUCUCGAUGAUGACCAUCUUCAUGUUUGCAUUAGCUUUCCCUUACGACCAUUGGACUCGCCCUGAAAACAAUAUCAAAUUUGUUGUCAUGUACUCCUUCACUUUCUUCUUUGCCAAUUUCGGCCCUAACACCACCACGUUUGUGGUCCCGGCGGAGAUUUUUCCGGCGAGGGUGAGGUCGACCUGCCAUGGUAUCUCAGCUGCAUCGGGGAAGCUUGGGGCAAUGGUGGGUGCUUUUGGGUUCUUGUAUUUGGCUCAGAAUCAAGAUCCAGCCAAGACAGAUGCGGGUUAUCCACCCGGUAUUGGAGUGAAAAACUCACUGAUUGUGUUAGGUGUGGUUAACCUUUUUGGAACUUUGUGUACUCUGUUAGUCCCAGAAUCCAAAGGGAAGUCGCUUGAGGAAAUCACCGGUGAGUCCAAGAACGAAACCAAUGAUUCACGGGCUUAG